GCGGUAUUUUUGGCCUGUUUCUGCUCAAUGAAGUGCAGGAGGUAACAGCAAUGGCGUCCAACCAAAUCCUCGUGCUGUAGCUUCCGAUCAAUACGACUAUGUUGAGUCCAAGAUUCUUCUGCACAAGCUUUAUCUCCCGCUUUUUUCGUCUACAAAUUGUCGAUUGCGGCUUGCAGAAAAGAUCGGAAACCAACCUAUUCUUGCAGAAUCAUUUAUAACUUGGGGAAUUUUCGCAGCAGAAGGUAGGUAGAAGAAGAAGAAUUUGUUGAAGAUGAUGAUUCAGAGCUUGAAGGUUGCGUUAUUUACUAGGCGAAGCCUUCAUAGUGUUCGUCUCCUCGCUCAAAAGAGAAGCCAAUGCUCUCUUCCCGUCCAUUCCACGGACGAUGAUCUCGAUCAACAAGUGCUUGUUGAAGGCAGCGCUUGGUCCAGAACCGCUAUUCUCAACAGACCUUCGGCUCUCAAUGCUCUCACUACCAAUAUGGGGGCUAGACUGCUUAAAUUGUACAAUUCUUGGGAAGAAAACCCUGAUGUUGGUUUUGUAGUUAUGAAGGGUAGUGGCAGGGCAUUUUGUGCUGGUGGAGAUAUUGUUUCGCUUUAUCGUUUUAUCAACGAAGGAAAGAUGGAAGAAUGUAAAAAGUUUUUCAGCACAUUGUAUACUUUUAUGUACAUAGUUGGUACAUACCUGAAGCCCCAUGUGGCAAUUCUAAAUGGCAUUACCAUGGGUGGUGGCGCUGGAGUUUCACUCCCUGGGACUUUUCGAGUUGCAACUGAUAAAACUGUUUUUGCUUUCCCUGAAGCGCUAAUUGGUUUCCACCCUGAUGCUGGUGCAUCCUUCCACCUCUCUCAUCUGCCUGGUCGCUUGGGAGAGUACUUAGCACUAACAGGAGAAAAGCUCAAAGGAGAAGAAAUGGUUGCUUGUGGGGUUGCAACGCACUAUUGUCAUAGUUCAAGGCUUUCGCUAAUUGAAGAGCACCUAGGGAGUUUGGUUACGGAUGAUGCUUCCGUUAUUGAAUCUUCAUUAGAGAAAUAUGGUGAUCUUGUUUAUCCAGAUAAAACGAGUGUACUUCACAGGAUUGAAACACUUGAUAAAUGUUUCAGCCAUGACACUGUUGAAGAAAUCAUUGAUUCAUUGGAAACUGAGUCAGCUGGUACAAAUGAUCCAUGGUAUACCGCCACUCUAAAACGAUUGAAAGAAGCGUCACCGUUGAGCAUGAAGGUCGCUUUGAAAUCUAUACGAGAAGGAAGAUACCAAACAUUCGAUCAGUGCUUGACUCGUGAAUAUAGAAUGUCCCUACAAGGGACAUCCAUGCAGAUUUCGGGUGAUUUUCGUGAGGGUGUUCGGGCACGGAUGGUGGACAAAGACUCAUUACCAAAGUGGAAUCCUCCUACCUUAGAGCAAGUAUCUGAAGAUAUGGUGAACCAGUAUUUCUCUCCACUUAGUGAUUUUGAGCCUGAACUUGAUCUACCCACCAAACUACGAGAAGCCUUCCCUUGAUUUUGCCACAUUUUUCCUCUUGGAACUAUUGAUAAGCUCAAAGUAUUUUUAGGUCCCUGAAUUUUCAACAUUUGGAUUCAGGUAUUGGAGACUCUUACAGGGUUCACCCAAAUUUGCUUGCCCAAUCCUUCAGGCAAGUUUCAUCCGUUUUCGUCUGCUUAUUGCCACAAUUUAAAGGUAUGCAAAAAAACUAGACUAGAAUGUGUAAUUUCAUUGCAUUAGUCUUAUUGAUAUUGGCAUCUCUGCUUGACAUGUGUGAAUUUAUGUUCGAGUGAUCUCGAUCAACAUUCAUUCUUGUUAAAUGAAUUAAAAUGCCUUCCCAUUUUAUCUUCUUAGAUAGACGAGCCAUUAGAAUUUGGAUUUGAAGUUUCUUACUUUGAAAGUACUUUUCAAGGGUUACUUGAAGAAUGUUCUUGGCCUCUUUGUUUGUUUCUCAAGUAUGUGCCUAAAUUCUUAGGUGGGGUACCGUUAAAGGCGACGUUGAGACCUCUUGCAUUAUAGUUACGACUAUUAUACCUUCUUCAUUCAUUUACUU
Messenger RNA from Cucurbita moschata (crookneck pumpkin), 2030 nucleotides. Its product is annotated as 3-hydroxyisobutyryl-CoA hydrolase-like protein 1, mitochondrial. Gene Ontology annotation, molecular function: 3-hydroxyisobutyryl-CoA hydrolase activity. The record is from RefSeq and is a predicted model, not a curated record. Lineage: Eukaryota; Viridiplantae; Streptophyta; Magnoliopsida; Cucurbitales; Cucurbitaceae. The transcript is spliced from 14 exons. Gene Ontology annotation, biological process: L-valine catabolic process. Bases 272 to 1495 code for a protein of 407 amino acids.